Messenger RNA from Hevea brasiliensis (rubber tree), 2908 nucleotides. Its product is annotated as receptor-like protein 14. NCBI's taxonomy places the organism in Eukaryota, Viridiplantae, Streptophyta, Magnoliopsida, Malpighiales, Euphorbiaceae. The transcript is spliced from 4 exons. Bases 1 to 2871 code for a protein of 956 amino acids. The record is from RefSeq and is a predicted model, not a curated record. Gene Ontology annotation, molecular function: protein binding.
AUGGGAUUAUGCAAAUUCAGAAGUCUCGUUGAGUUGGGACUCCGAGGAAAUCGGUUUUCUGGCCCUCUUCUGGAAUGUAUUGGCAACUUGACCAACCUCCAAGUUCUUGAUCUGUCAUUCAAUCAGUUGAGUGGCAACUUUCAAUCUGUUGUUUCUAAACUCACAUCCCUCAAGUAUUUGCUUCUUUCUGGUAAUGAGUUUGAAGGCUUAUUCUCAUUUUGCGCUUUGGCUAAUCACUCUAAGCUUGAGGUAUUUCUACUCUCUUCGGGAAGUAGGAGGUUAGAAUUGGAAACAGAAAAUCCUACAUGCUUUCCUACAUUUCAACUCAAGUACGUUGACUUGUCCAAUUGCAACUUAAAUGCGAGAACUAGAGCAAUUCCUAGCUUUCUUCUCAACCAAUAUGACAUACGCUUCAUUGAUCUCUCUCACAAUAUGCUGUUUGGGACGUUCCCCUCUUGGAUCUUACAAAAUAACUCCAAGUUACAAGUUAUGAAUUUGAUGAACAACUCAUUUACGGGAACUUUUCAUCUACCAAAUUACAAGCAUGAUUUGCUUAAGUUUGAUAUUUCGAGCAACAACAUCACUGGUGUGCUGCCUAAGGAGUUUGGUUUGGUCCUCUCAAAUCUAUUAUAUAUAAACAUGUCAAGAAAUAAUUUCAGCGGUAAUGUUCCUUCUUCAAUUAGUGAGAUACAAGAACUAAAUACUCUGGAUUUAUCCCAUAAUAAACUCUCAGGAGAGUUGCCGGAAAGUCUAUUUGCAAAUUGUACCAGUUAUUGUACACUGAUUCUAUCAAACAAUAAUCUUCAGGGGAACAUUUUUCCUCAAAAUAUGAACUUGAGAAGCUCGAUGACAUUGGAUAUGAAAAACAACAACUUUAGUGUGAUGACAGGCGUAGACUUCUUGGACAGCUCUUUGCUAUCCUUUUUGGACAUAUCCAAUAAUAAGGUAUCGGGUCCAUUUCCCAGACAACUAUGUAAUAUGAGUAGUCUUGGAUUUUUAGACCUCUCAGAAAAUAGGUUAUAUGGGCCUAUGCCUUCUUGCUUCAAUGCUUCAUUAUUACGCUUCCUGUUUUUAAAAAAGAACAGUCUAAAUGGAUCCAUACCCCAUGUGCUUCUUAGAAGUCCUAAGUUAGUGGCACUUGAUGUGAGGGAUAAUAGUUUUUCUGGAAAUAUUCCAUCUUGGAUCAGUCAGCUCUCUGAAUUGCGUGUGCUUUUAUUGGGAGGUAAUGAAUUGCAUGGCAGUAUUCCUAAUCAGCUGUGUGAAUCAAGAAAUGUGAGUAUCAUGGAUCUUUCAAGUAAUUUACUUUCAGGUUCCAUACCUUCAUGUUUUAAUAAUAUAUCUUUUGGGAAUAAUAUAUCAUUUAGAAUGAUGGGAGUCAAUUAUUUUUACUCUAUGAAUGGACAAAUUGAGAUCAUUUGUGCUCCAAUAGAUGGUACUAUUUACCAGUAUCUGCCUUGUGUAUAUUGGGAUUCUUCAGAAUAUGUGGAAGUGGAAUUUGCAAUGAAAUAUAGAUACAACUCUUAUAGGGGUGAUAUUAUCAACUUGAUGGCAGGAAUAGAUUUAUCAUGCAAUGAGUUAAGUGGUAGAAUUCCUCAAGAAAUUGGAGACCUGCAUGGAAUUCGGUCAUUGAAUUUGUCUAACAAUCACUUAACAGGAUCUAUACCAGUCAGUUUUUCAAAUUUAAGGAAUUUAGAGAGCCUAGAUCUUGGCAACAACAGUUUGAAUGGUGAAAUUCCUAGUGAACUAGUUAUGCUGACCUUUUUGGAAACUUUUAAUGUUUCAUACAACAAUUUCUCUGGUAGAGUUCUUGAUAAAGGGCAAUUUGGGACUUUUGAUGAAAAUAGUUACAAAGGUAACCCCGGCCUUUGCGGACCACUCAUUCAUCGGAGCUGCAGUACUGAUGAAACUCCACCACCAUCACCAUCUAUUGAUGUAGAAGAGGAAGAUGAAGGUGGUAUUGAUAUGUUGGAUCUCCAUCAGAAUCAAUUUUCUGGGCCUCUUCCAGAAUGUAUUGGCAACUUGACCAACCUUCGAGUCCUUGAGUCAUCGUCCCAAUGUAAUAGUCGUCCUAUUAAUGAGAUUGUACAGAUUGGUGAGGUGGACGUUGUAGAUGCUGGGCUCGAAGAAAGUGUGGCUCUUUCUCCUAGCAAUGGCAGGCGCAACUCCCCUUUUGUCAACUCCCAAUCCGAGGAUCCCCUUGCAUCUUUGCCAGUUUUUGGGCCUAAUACAGAGAACCUCAUGCUGUCUCCACUUAACCUUGGAAAUUUAGAAUUCUGCAGUCUGAAUCGUAGCCCAACCUCCUCCUUAUCUUUGGAACCAAAUCCUCUAGCCCUUGUUCCCUACAAAAACCCAACCCAUAUUCCCCCUACAACCUGGUCUAAGAAGUUGCUUAAGCUUUCUGGGAUUUCCGAACAAAGAAGGAAAUGUAAAUUGAUCAAUGAUCUAAUGGAAUCUUGCCCCAAGUUGUAUGAAGGGGGUAAAAGAAGAAAGGAGAGGAAGACUAUUCAGAAAAAGCAAUUGAAGGAUCGAACAUCUCCAGAUCACUCCAAGAGCUUAAACCAGAUUUUGUGGAGAAAUGUGGCAUAUACAGUCUCAUUGCAAGAAGAGGAAUGUGUGCAAUUACUGAAGAAGAAGGGACAUGUGAUACUUGAGUGUCGUCUCCUGCAAAGGAACAAACACAACCAAGCUGCCUUAUUCACUUCAAAUGGACCUGCAGAGCAAGAAGUGCCCAAUACCACUAGUAUCAAUCUCACUCAAGAUGCUAUACAACAAAUGAUUCAAUCUACUUUACAAUCAGCUCUUCUAGGUGCUAUAUCCUCUGCUUUCUCCGCUGCUGGUUUAUUAGGUAGAAAAACUCAAUCAUCUCCUUAGUUUCUUGAUUCCGGAGCCUUUAAUCAUGUCUAGUAAA